Halteromyces radiatus is the source of this 564-nucleotide messenger RNA. RefSeq lists its product as uncharacterized. NCBI's taxonomy places the organism in Eukaryota, Fungi, Mucoromycota, Mucoromycetes, Mucorales, Cunninghamellaceae. The record is from RefSeq and is a predicted model, not a curated record. The transcript has 2 exons. Bases 7 to 564 code for a protein of 185 amino acids.
UAUAUAAUGUAUAGUCAAUGGAUGAUUAGUGUCAAGACAGAAAUUGAAAGAAGAUUAUGUAUUAACAAAAGAAAUGAUGAUAAUAUGAAUCAAAUAAAUCAUGUAUUGAAGAAAGAUAAAGUACAACAAGGCUUAACAUUGAUGGAAUUGGCUAUUCUGGAAACACAAGAACAAACAUCAUUACAGUUGUAUUCUAUUGCAUUGAAUAAAUUCAUCUCCGCCCAUCCUUCUUCUUUUAAUGACAAUUCAAUAUAUCAUCAUCAAAAGAAAAAAAAGAAGAAGAAACAACAAAAUGAUGUUAUUGAAAGAACUAUAUGGACACAAUGUUUAUCAGUAUUAGUGGAAUGUCUUACAUUGAUCAUCAUGGUUUUUCACAAAACACCUUUACCUGAAAACAAAUAUCAUGUUAUUCAAUAUGGUUGUCAUCAAUUAGGACAAUGUUUAUAUUUAUUGAUUGAUGGUUUUCAAAGAUAUGAUUUACCAAGAUAUGUAGCUCAAAUAAUUUAUAUUAUCACUAUGACGAUCAUUUAUACUGGAAAAACGUGUAUGGAAUCAAAUACAUAG